GCCGCACAGGAAUCCAGCGGCGAAGUCUUGCGCUAUAAUUUCUGUAGUCGCGGAGGCCCGCAUGAAAAGUUCCUUCUGACGCGCGCUCGACUGAUGUGUCUAGCGUCAUCGUUAUACGUGAACACUUCCAAAGCCCUGGUGGCAUCGAGUGUACUAUCAUCUCGUUACUAUCAAAACUUCCGGUGUACGCUGCUUAGGAAUAGCGGGCUGUUCAGGCAGUUCAGGUGCGCGCGUGCGUAGUUGUGGUUGUGUGCUUGAUAGUGUGCAUGUCAGACUAACGACGAUUCCAAUGGAGCCUGCCGCCAAAUCCCAACUAGUGGUGCCUAUCAACUUCGACAGUGAAUGGUCCACGCCGAGCGGGCUCGAGGUGCGCGUUGAUAAAGUGCACACGCGCUUUCAGAGUUACCAAGUCGCCGAUGGAGAUGACUGCGCGGACUUGGACGCCGAGUGGCUGGAUUUCGCCCGCGACCACCCGGACUGCGCAGACGACAUCGGCGUCUUUUUGGAACCAAACUUUGAGGCUUUUCGGAAAGUUGAUGGUGAUCCGUCAGGCAACUACGAGAACAAGCAACUGGACUUAGCGGGUUACAGGCCCGAAUCCGUGACUGUGAGGGUGCGCGAAGGCGUUGUUUCGGUGACGGCUAGUGAGAGUGAGACGACGUCCGUCGUCGAAAACAAGGCCAUCAAGUGCUGGAAGAAGCUGGAGCGCAAGUUCACACUUCCUGAGGGCGUCUCUCCGGAUGCGAUCUGCACGAAGUUCACGGUAGAUGGCCGCCUGAUUAUAUCGGUGUUACCAUCACGCUUUCCACAAAAAGAAAUUGCCGCUGAGGAGGAUGACAGUUCAUCGUUGGCGAACACGUGGAACGCUUCAGAUUUAACAGACGUCGAGACAGAUGGCUCGAAAAGUUCAAUUGUGGACAGGUAAAUUGUUCUUAUCGUUAGUUGUACCGGCGCGUUACUGCACCCUGCCUGGCUACCCGGUGUUUUUGGUGGAUGAUCAGCUAAAGACAUCUAUCGACAGUGAAUAAGGUGGUGUUGACAGUUUAGCCAACGAGCAGACCUGUGGUGCGUGGGACGCAUCCGAACAUCUCAAGAAGAAUGACGUGAAGGGUUGUUUGUCGAAAAACAGUAGACUGGACCCGUGCUGUACAAAUCUCGUGCGACUGCAGAUGCUCGGGUAUAUAACUAAGUUGACAGCAUUGUGCAAUCUGAGUGUACGUCAACCAUAUAUAGAUACAUAUAUAGGCUGUGCUCCAAACGAACAAUUAUCUGCUGUAGCAAUUUUUCUGCUUCCGUGCAUGUACACAUUGUAUUAGAGGAAAAGUAUGGGUGGGCAUGAUAACUUUCUUCUUGAUAAUCUGGCCUGUAAAUCGUGUCAUUGUUGUGUUCUAGGAUGUGACGUUGUGCCAAAUAAGUGCUUCUGUGGACAGUAGGCAUGUGCAUGAUUCGGUGAAUACCAGUACGUUGCACGCGUUAUGAUGAAAUUACAUGUCAGUGACAUGUAAUUUGACAUGUGAUCUGACGUGUGUAUAUAUUAAACCUAAUUUUGGUUCAGUACGCCUAACAGACAUAAAUGAAUAUUUGCUCUCCUGAA
Messenger RNA from Dermacentor andersoni, 1594 nucleotides. RefSeq lists its product as uncharacterized. Lineage: Eukaryota; Metazoa; Arthropoda; Arachnida; Ixodida; Ixodidae. The record is from RefSeq and is a predicted model, not a curated record.